UCGAAAUCGAAACCCUAAUUCUUCAUUCAGAGAGAGUGUGUGAGAGAGAGAGGUGAAGAAGAAGAUGAAGUUCAAUCCAAGAGUUUCAAGCAGCCGCCGAAAGAGUCGAAAGGCGCAUUUCACGGCCCCAUCAAGUCUCCGCCGUGUGAUAAUGAGCGCACCACUCUCCACCGAUCUCCGAUCCAAAUACAACGUCCGUUCCAUACCAGUUCGCAAAGACGAUGAAGUUCAAGUCGUUAGAGGAACAUUCAAAGGCCGUGAAGGUAAAAUCGUUCAAGUUUAUCGCAAAAAAUGGGUUAUUCAUAUUGAACGUAUUACUCGUGAGAAAGUUAAUGGUUCUACUGUUAAUGUUGGUGUUGAUCCUUCCAAAGUUGUUGUUACUAAGCUGAGAUUGGAUAAGGAUAGGAAGUCGUUGCUUGAGAGGAAGGCGAAGGGACGUGCUGCCGCUGAUAAGGAGAAGGGUACUAAGUUUGGUGCUGAAGAUAUUAUGCAGAAUGUUGAUUGAUUUUGAUUAGGGUUUUGUUUUUUGUUUGUAUUGUUAUAAUUGGUUUUGAUUAUGUUGUUGGAUUUGAAUGAAUGGAAUUUGAGUUUUGUUUUUAAUUUAGUGAAUGAAAUCUAAUGUUUUACAUUAUCA
Molecule: messenger RNA, 634 nt
Organism: Medicago truncatula (barrel medic)
Lineage: Eukaryota; Viridiplantae; Streptophyta; Magnoliopsida; Fabales; Fabaceae
Product: 60S ribosomal protein L26-1
Exons: 1
Coding region: 65-505 (146 amino acids)
Biological process (GO): translation
Cellular component (GO): ribosome; large ribosomal subunit
Molecular function (GO): structural constituent of ribosome; RNA binding
Source: RefSeq, a predicted model, not a curated record